Molecule: messenger RNA, 1203 nt
Organism: Guillardia theta CCMP2712
Lineage: Eukaryota; Cryptophyceae; Pyrenomonadales; Geminigeraceae
Exons: 4
Coding region: 1-1203 (400 amino acids)
Molecular function (GO): protein binding
Source: RefSeq, a predicted model, not a curated record
AUGAGCACAUCUUCAGUGCACUCUGGAAGCUUCCGCAGUGAAUCGGACGACUCACUGUCCUCCUCGAGCUUGUCGAACACCUACGUGGCGAAGUACGCGUCGGAGGCAAGACUUGCAACUGAGAGGAUCCGAAAGAUAUCGAGCGAGGAAAACGUCUUGUCAGAUCCAAGGCCAAGUCCAAGGACAUCUCUUGGUUUGCAUCUGAACGGACUUGUUGUCCGUGGGAUUGUGCCAGGCGGCCCUGCAUUUGCGUCAAAGCGACUCUGCGUGAACGAUGAAAUAUUGAGUGUAGAUGGAAAGGAUGCAACCCCGCAUAAUGUUACCAAAUUGUUGCAAGGAUGUGACAAGCCUGGAAGCUGGGUUCAACUAAGAGUACGGAGCCAAUCUUCAGCAAAUUUCCAAGAAGUUGAUAUCAUGCGAGCAGACGCAGACGAAGUCAGGAUGUACCGCACAAUCUUCGAAAAUUUGAUGCUCUUGAAAGAAGGAGUGCCAAACUAUUCCGCCAAAGAUGGCACCACCCCAAUAGCUCUAAUCGACAAUACUUUAACAGUGAUGAACAACCUGAGAUUCCGCCAUUACGAAGAAGCCAGUCACGUAAAGCAUGCAAAUGACAUGAAAUCCGAUGGAAUUAAGGCUUCUUUGGAUGAGAUUUAUAUCGCUGUCGGUAAGAUGGAGGGUGCAUACUAUGGAGUUCACUCAAGAGCGAAGAAACUACUUGUCGAAGUCCAAAAGCUGCACAAAGAAAAUUUCAAAUCCUCUCCCGAUUUGCAAGGCAUCGAGGACUUGAACGCAUUACGAAGCCUCUGCGCAGCUCAGGCGAAAGAGCUCGAACAACUCAAAUCUUCAAUGCUCACUGCUCAAUCUUCGAUCAAUCCUGCGACAGACAUGAACCCGGUGCCGUCGGGUUUGCGCUCAGGGGAUGAUCACCUGCACAAAGAGCUGUUGCGCAAGAGCUUGGAUGGCCCCUUGUUCGACCAUGACUAUGUCGAUCGCGGUAUGUACAGUCUGUCGUUGGGAGGGCUGCCGAAGCAGCCGCGUGACAAAGGAGAUCUGUGGGGCCUCCAUGACGAGCCAGGAUUCGCUCCCAACCUUGUGCAGGACAGAUUCUUUCCUCCUGCACAGAGUCCUAGGACAGCCAGGAUGUUCGAGCCUGAGCCUCGCGCUCCGCACGUGCCGAACAUUCUUGGUGAGAUGGCCAUGUAA